Messenger RNA from Dendrobium catenatum, 611 nucleotides. Its product is annotated as cellulose synthase-like protein E6. Gene Ontology annotation, molecular function: mannan synthase activity; cellulose synthase (UDP-forming) activity. The record is from RefSeq and is a predicted model, not a curated record. Lineage: Eukaryota; Viridiplantae; Streptophyta; Magnoliopsida; Asparagales; Orchidaceae. Gene Ontology annotation, cellular component: plasma membrane; trans-Golgi network. The transcript has a single exon. Gene Ontology annotation, biological process: cellulose biosynthetic process; plant-type primary cell wall biogenesis. Bases 1 to 474 code for a protein of 157 amino acids.
AUGGAAGUUGGUGGACUAAUCCAGAGAUGGUGGAGUGAGCAAAGAAUGUGGUUGAUCAAAGGCAUCACAUCUUCCACCUUUGGAACUUUGGAUUUUAUAUUUAGCGAAAUAGGGAGCUCAACCUCAGGAUUCAACUUGACAAGCAAAGUUAAGAAAGAAGAAGAAAACAAGUUGUAUGAAAAUGGCAAGUUUGUCAUCUACGCUUCACCAUUCUUUGUCUCAAUGGUAACGAUAGCCAUUGUUAAUUCCAUCUCCUUCAUUUUUGGAUUCAUAAAGGCUAUGAUAAGAGUUGGGGGGUUGGAUGAGAUGCUGAUUCAGAUAUUGCUUUCUGGAUUCAUUGUGACAAACUCGUGGCCUAUUUAUGAGGCAAUGUUCACUAGAAAAGAUGGUGGAAAAAUGCCAGGAAGUGUUACUAAGGCCUCUAUUUUGCUUUCCUCUAUAUUAUUCUAUCUCGGUAACUUCAAAUUUACAUAAAUGAUUAGCUAGGCUAAUGCUUUGUUACUUGCUUAUGAUUCAAGUAUGAACACUAGAGUUUCUAAUAUGUUGGAUGAUCGAUACUAUAGUUUCCAAGUUGAUAAAGGGUUUAUAUAUGUGUAGUUUCUAUUGAAUAA